AUGAGGGUGCGAAGGUGGUCGAUCUCGGCGGCGUUGAGCGCCAAAGAGGCGAAACUGGCGGAGCUCCAUCUGGACCUCAACCUUCUCCCUCUGCUGGUCGCCAUGAGGCGCUCCUCCUCCAUCUCGCCCUACAUCAUCGUCGUGGAGCCCUCUACCGCCGCUAGGGCCUCCCACAGUGUCGCGGUCUCCUCCGCCUCCAUCCAUGUCGCCCCCUCUUCCUCUCUAUCCCCGCCCCUCUUCUCCCCCUACCCGCCCCCGCCAGUCUUCUCCCCGUCCAGCCUCCACUUCACGGAGUGCCGCCAUCAGACUGCCGCGGACGGGCUAGCCGGCCUGGCGUGCCUAGGGGCCGACCCGUAUAACCUCCGUGCCGUGCCUGGACCGGAAGGCUGCGUCGGUGGACUGGCCCGGCAUGGGCCGACUAAUAAUCGGGCCCACGCGUACCGCGCCACGUCUGACACGAUUGUGGUGGGCCCAGCCCGUUUGGCCAGGACUGAACCAGCCAACGUGGUUCAGUCAGAUCCAUCAAUCCUGGCCGUCUGUGGUCAGACCAAACGAACGGGAGGCCUCGUUCCCCUCUUCUGUAGCCUCGAUCCAGGUUGGAUCGGAGCAGCGUCGGCGAGCGCCACCACGAGCAACAGCAUCGCGGGAGAGCCCGAGCCAGUUCUCGCCGCCCAACCGUCGCCUCAAGCUCUGCCUCCUGCUUCGGCAAUGAAUCCAGCAGCAGCCGUCGCCCGCGGGUCGCACCUUCUCCCGUCCCCACGCCCACAAUCCCUAGAAGAGAGGAUCCUGCACGGCGAGCUCCUCGUCGAGCCUCGCCACGUAGCCAUCUUGAGGGUACACGUGCGCCAUGCACCUGCAGGAAUUGGGAACGGCUCCGUGCUCUGUUUCUAUGAGAGCUUGAUGCCGCACCUUGGAGGAUCCACGGGAGCGUCGUCCUCCUCAGAUCCGAAGCCUCAACUCUGGACCCCCGCCGUCUCCGUUGCUCCCUGGCCUCCCGCCCUGCAAGCCUUGCCGCCGCGUGCUGCAUCUAAUUGUGAGAUCCGCUUGAGUUCAAGGAAGAUGAAGCCUCGGCCAUCGCUUUAGUUUAAAUUUCGCAGCGCCCAUUGUUGGACACAAACACAGUUUCCGUGCAGUGGUUAAGCUCCAUCGGUUAACAUCCAGGCUGCGUUUAGAACGUUUUUUCUUUUGCUACCUUGUAAUAUUUUACACUUGUAUUAUAGAGUACUAGCCUACAAUCAAAAUACAUGUGUAUUUUUA
This is a messenger RNA of Hordeum vulgare subsp. vulgare (domesticated barley), 1257 nucleotides long. RefSeq lists its product as uncharacterized. The transcript has 4 exons. The record is from RefSeq and is a predicted model, not a curated record. NCBI's taxonomy places the organism in Eukaryota, Viridiplantae, Streptophyta, Magnoliopsida, Poales, Poaceae. The coding region runs from base 1 to 1083 and encodes 360 amino acids.